Molecule: messenger RNA, 1701 nt
Organism: Laccaria bicolor S238N-H82
Lineage: Eukaryota; Fungi; Basidiomycota; Agaricomycetes; Agaricales; Hydnangiaceae
Exons: 2
Coding region: 1-1701 (566 amino acids)
Source: RefSeq, a predicted model, not a curated record
AUGGCGACUGUCGUUGAGCGUUCCAUGUCGGCCUUCAACGAUGCUUCCACAGAUCAACAGCGGGCACAACGAGGACCUGUCGAAAUUAUCGACGUUGACCUCCUCGCUGAUAACGACCAAUUUACAACCACCUUUCCAAGCCAAUCUCCACGUCCUCAAAGACCACCCGCACCAAAAAGGGUGAGGCGGGUGCCUCUGCCUCGACCAGCUCAAAGGCGUCAAGCGAUUGCAGAGACUAUCUCGAUUGAUGACAGUGAUGAUGAUAUCGUCGUAGAAGGGCCUACUGUGGGGAGCAGCUCUCAACAAUCUCAACCUCGUCGUAGUCGACUGUUCUCCCCUCCUCCCCAAGAUGCGCCUCUCGUGAUGAUCCCUCCAAUGCCCCGUAUCCCACGACAAUAUGCGGACCAAACAUCUUUGCCUAUGCGACGUAGGCCUCCACCUCACCCAUCUCCGCCUGUCGUACGACCUAUCGAGCAACCACUCCCUUUUGAGAUGCCCGCUGCUGGCCCAAGCUCUCCGUCGCGUCGACAACGACGAAUGGCGCCGGUUCGCAUGGAUCGUCAUCGUUCCCCCUACCACAUGCCAGCGAUGAGCCUCGGAGGUGCUCUCCUCUCUGGCGCACGUGCUCGCGCCGCACAGGAACGUUUAGAUGAGCUGCAAGCUAGGACGGCGGCGCCCGGCUUCUUUCGACGUUCACUUGGCCGUUUUUUGGCGCCGCGACUUCCUCAACAAGAUGAAGACGAACGGCUUGCACUUCUAUGGUCCUUACAGGAUGAUGCAAGAGCGGAAAAUUGGCGAGACCAGGUGCUACGUCUGCGGACGUUUGGAACUGGCGUGAGGACGGGCUAUGAAGAGCUACAACAAAAGCCUCGAGAGGAGGAGUAUAAGCCAGAGUACACGCAUCCUACUCCACCGGAGCCAUCAUAUACAUUUGACUUUGCAGUACCGUCUUCGCCUCCCUCAGGUUCCAGGUCUUUUUUCCCUGCUUCAUCAAGGGAUGCCCCUAUUAUUGUUGGCGACGAUGAACCAGAAACCGGACCAUCAUCAUCCUCGAAGCAGUCAGCUCCGUCUGACCCACCAAAGAUUAACGCUCUUCUUAUUUGCGCUUGUUGCUUGGAGCCUUUGGUUCUCAAUGCUGGUCUUUCCCCUGAAGACGCAAAGGAUAGGCGUGUGUGGGGGCUAAGAUGUGGACAUCUCAUUGACGGGAAGUGCCUUGCUGAGAUAGGUCAGCCGCAGCCGGAACAAGCGCCAGCGGAUGUCAAGGGGAAGAGAAAGGCAAAUCCAAAAUCAACUGUGGUGUUGCAACCCUACGGUGAUCAUGAUGAAGCAGGGGCCCGGCCAUCUUGUGAACACAGUAGUUCUUUGCCUCCGGAGAGUAACAGCAUUCGUUCUCGGCUUCGCUCAAGGCCUCACCUCCAAAUGCCCGCUCAACCACAAUCCCAGCCAUCUUCAUCUCAUGCUUCUCCUUCACCAUUUUCGGUCCCUCCGCCCCCUUUACAACCCCCUAAACAGCGUAAACGCCCGGCAAAAACCACCACGGAUAAGAAGCGCAGGAUUGAGGAUACUUUUGCGUGGCCAUGCCCCAUUGCUAGCUGUGGGAAACUUCACUAUAGCGUCAAGGUACUUGGGGUGUGGGGUCCUGAGAAAGAAAGUUUGGUCAAGGGGUCUGAGCCACGGGGCGCUAUUGCCAUAUUUGCGUAA